UCAGCAUCUGCAGUUUUAGCUUUAUUUUGAAUUAUUGUUUGUUUUUUUGGCCCGUCUUUGCAAUGUAAAUUUGCUCCUUGCGUGUUUUAUUGACAAAACGAUUCCAGGAGGAUGUCACAGCUACUAUUCACGGUCACGAUGCCGCUCUGUCUGCUGAUAGAGGCUAAAUGUCAUAUGUCUUGAGGAAUCGGUGCCCUUGUGAGGACGUCUGGGAAUGGGAAGGGCUGCCGAUGGAGAACCCGGCUGCAGCGUUCACCGAGCCGAUGGCCUUGCGCACCGCCCGCAGCCUGGUACAGGAUAUCAGGAUCAAUGUGCUGGAGUGCAAAGUCUGUUUCGAGCACUACGGCGAUAACACGGCAUGCCGACCCUGUGUGCUGCCGUGCGGGCAUGUCGUGUGCCGCCACUGCGCCCGGACUCUGACCCGGGCCGGAGAGCUGCAGUGCCCGUUCUGCCGGCGCUGUGGGCCGUCGUCGCUGGCCGCCGACUGCCUGCCGCUGCUGCAGCUCGCGGAGAUGCUGGGCCCGGAGCAGGGCGGCGGCCCCGGUUUGCCCUCGCAGCUCCGACUGAUAACGGUGUACGGAGGCUGGGGCCAGCUGCUCAAUCCCAGGGCGCUGGCCGUGUGCCCCGAACUGCUGGCAGUGGCCGAUGACAGUUCCCGGCCGGUGCGGCUUUGGGAACGCGGCGAGCGCUGGCUGGAGUCCGACGUCGAGGCCACGGGGCUGGUGUACCCGCUGGGCGUGGCGCUGGCCGGCGGCGGGCAACUGCUGGUGGUGACGGACGGCGGCGACUCGUCUCUUAAGGUGUUCGUUUUGGGUCAAAGCCGGAAACCUGCCGUAGUCCAGGACAACUUCGGUCUCCCGUGGGGUGUGGCUGCGGGUCUGAGCAUCAUCCAGGUGGUACUGACAGACGCCGGGCGAGGCUCUUUACUACUGCUGAACCUGCGGCUGCCCGGCGGUGCCCUACUGGGUACCGAGAGCGUGUGCGAGGGGCUGCGCUGCCCCCGGGAAGUGGCCGUGUGCCCGCGGCAAGGCUGCAUCCAUGUGGUGGAGCACCUCUUGCCGCCCGGCUCCUCCGCCGCUGUCCGCCUCAAAACCUUCAACAGUCGCCACCAACUGAUCCGCCAGCUGGACAGCACCGGCGUGAGCCCGGUCGCCCGCAUCCCCGCCGGACUCUCCGCCAUCGCCGUGGAUGCCGAUGGCAACGUGCUGGUUGCCGACGGGCUGGACGGUACGGUGGGUCGUGUAGGUGUCCCUGGGACCCGCCAGUACAGCAUCCUUGUGGACCAUGGUCUGAUCCGCCCAGUAGGGCUGGCAUGCACUGCUGACGGCGAGCUAAUGGUGCUAGACGGUGGAGACAACACGUGGAAGGUGUAUGCUGAUCUCUCCAUGCCUCCCGCCAGAGAGCUAUCCUGACGAUACCUUUGUAAUAGUUGUUUUAUUUAUUAUUACCAUGUGUAUAAUUUCCUUUGUGAAAUAUCAUUCAAGGAAAGAAAUUAAUUGUGCUCUGGUGCAUAUGACAAUAAUCUGAUUCUGCAGCCCCGUUUUACUUAACCAAACUAUGUUGCUGCAAGACUUUUAUGAACUGGAACCCUUGAGUUCAUUUGAAUUGUUGUGCAUCUUUCUGUGAAGCCACACACAAAAUUGAAGAUAUGAUAACAUUUGGCAUGAUAUCUAAAACUUUGACAAACUUCUAUUGAUGUGUGGUAGAGAGCAUAUUGACUGGCUGCAUCACAGUCUGGUAUGGAAACACCAAUUCCCUUGAACAGAGAAGCCUAUAGAAGGUAGUGGAUAUGGUCUUGUCCAUCACAGGUAAAGCUCUCCCCAAAAUUGAGCACAUCGACACAGAGCACCAUCACAGGGAAGCAGCAUCCGUCAUCAGGGACCCCCACCACCCAGGACGUGCUCUCUCCCUGCUGCUGCUAUCAGGUAGAAGGUACAGGAGCCUCAGAACUCACACCACCAGGUUCAGAACCCAUUAUUACUCCUCAACCAUCAGGCUCUUGAACCAAAAGGGAUAACUUCACUUGCCCAUCACUGAAAUGUUCCCACAACUUGUGGACUGAAUUUCAAGGACUCUUCUCAUGUUUUCAACAUGUAUUGCUUAUUUAUUAUUUAUUUUUCUUUUGUAUUUGUAAAGUUCAUUACGUUUAACACAUUAGUUGCUUGUCUGUCCUGUUGGGUGUGGUCUUUCAUUGAUUCUAUUACAGUUCUUAGACUUACUGAGUAUGCCCGCAAGAAAAUGAACCUCGGGGGUUGUAUGGUGUGUCAUAUAGUGUAUGUCCUUUGGUAAUGGAAUCUCGUUUUUGACUAGAGAUGUAAGCAUUUUUUGUGCGUUACAAAUCUACCCAUUUAAAGAAGUAAAAUAAGCUUUGGUGUGAAUCUAGCAACAAAUGUCUGUGUUGGCAUGGGUGAGAAACAUUGGAGCAUUGUUACAAUCUUAUCAGGAUAAAGUCAGCUAAUUGUCUACUGUGCACGUGGUAUUCCUAAGGAACAGUUAAUUAGAAUUACCUAUUUGCUUUGUUACUACUUGGACAAUCUUGUACUUACUCCACGGUAGCACAAACAAAAAUGCUGGAGGAACUCGGCAGGUUAGACAGCAUCUGUAGAAAGGAGUAAGGGGUUGACAUUUUGGCAGAGACCCUUCAUUGGGACUCGAAAGGGAGGGGAAAAAGUCAGAAUAAGAAGGUGGGUGGGGAAUGCGGAAGGAGUACAAGUAAGAAGGUGAUAAACGAAGCCAGGUGAGGUGGAAAGUAAUUGGUGGGGGACUGGGGGGAAUGAUGUGAAAAGCUGGCAGGUGAUAGGUGUAGAAAGUAAAGGGCUGAAAGAGGAAUCUGAUAGGAGGGGGGAGAAGGAGAGGCUCAGAGGGAGGAGUAAAGGUAAAAGGGGAGCCAGAACAGGGAACAGAAGUUACAGAAAUCAAUGUACGUGGUGUCAGGUUGGAGGCAACCCAGAGAGAAUAUAAAGUGUUUCUGUCUGCAACAACACAGGAUAUCCCAGUGGCCAACCAUUUUAAUUCCAAUCCCCUAUCCUGUUCCAACAUUUUAGUCAAUGGCCUCCUCUACUGCCACAAUGAGGCCACUCUCAGGUUGGAGGAAAACACGCAUCAUCUUCUGACUGCGUUGUCUCCAGCUGUGAUCCUCUUUGGGUAGCCUUCUUCCUUUCCAGUCCUGAUGAAAGGUCUCAACUUUAUCCAUUUCUAUAGAUGCUGCCUGACUUGCUGAGUUCAAGCAUUUUGUAUCUGUUGUUCUAGAUUUCCAGCAUCUGUAGAAUCUCUUGUCUCUAUGUUGUACCUGCUCCGUUUCCUUUCACUUCCUUCAGUUUGUGUUUGACAGAUUCAUCAUAAUGCAAACUUGUUAAGACAAUUUAAUAAAUUCUCAGCUAUAAACAUUGCUGUACAGCUAAACAAGCCAAUUUAUCCAAAUCAAGAUUCUAGAACUUGCAACAGUAUGAUUAAGAAGAUGUCUGUUUUGGUGUUCAUGUAGAGAAUCAUGAGGGCAUAGAGAACACUUUAAAAGGUGUCUUAAGAUGUUAACCAGGCAGACAGUGAGCCAGUCUUAUUUGAACGAGUGUUUCGGACAAUGCAGCAUUCCACGUAUGUCAACCCAGGUCAUACACUUGAUUCACAUGGGAAUACUGAAGCGACAGUGUUCUAAUCUAAGACAACCUGCCACAGAUGUAAGCAGUCUUUGAGUACCUUGCCGUUGACAUCACAGAAUUUGGCAAAGCUUGGUUCAGUGUCUUCAGAAAUUUGACCUCGGACAUCAUCACAAUUGAGUCCCGAGUAGUAACUGAAUACCAAACAUUGCUCCAUGCUUCAGUGGCGUAAUAUUUAUUUAGCUUUUAUUGUGUCAUGCUGGACAAUUGUAAAGCUGAACAGUGAAUUUGGGCCAAACUCUUGGCUAGGUGUCCAUAAACCUAUACUUAAUAUUCUCAUUGGUUGGGUUAUCAUCAUUUCCUCCACACCUGGUAAUAUCCACCCAGAGAACAGUUUUAUGGACCGAUGCACUACAUUGACUACCCAAAGUCAAUCUCAAAAGUAAAACACUGCAUAUUCUGGAAAUCUAGAGAAAGACAAUCCUAGAAAUUCUUGUCAGAUCAAGAAUGUACAGAGAAGGAGUUUUAACUUGUCAGGUUGAUCACAUAUGAAUUGAGAAAAGUUAGAAAUAUAUGUUUUUUCAGUUGCAGAGGAAAGGAUAGGGAUGGAGAGAGAAUAAAUGACUGUGGUUAAGUAGACAAAAUGUUUGGCAUGGAUUUGGCCUGUACCUUUGCUCUUUGACUCUAUUGAGAAUUGGAGAAACAAUCACAUAAAAAUAGGGGUUAAAUGUGUUUUAAGAUAUGAAUAAGAAAGGAGAAAUCUCAAAUAUCAGAAGAGAGAAGCAGUUUUUUUUAACAAAAAAAGGAAAACCCUGGGAAUUGCAAAUAGGAAAUAGGACUGAUGGAUUAUCUGAAAUAGUUGAAUUUGAAACUGGGUUCUGAAUGUGCCAGUUCAGAAAAUGAAGUCUUGCUUGCCUUGAGUUUCAUUGAAAUAAUGUAGACAACUACAGGCAGAAAGGUCAACUGAGAGUAGAGUGGAAAAUUAUAAUACACAGACCAUAAAAAGGGGCUGAUUGGUAGAGUAGUGGUUAGCACAACGCUUCACUGUACCAGCGACCUGGGUUCACUGCCCGCUGCUGCCUGUACAUUGUCCCUGUGACCGUGUGGGUUUUCUCCGGUUUCCUCCCACAGUCCAAAGUUUAAUUCAUCAUCUUAAAUUGAUUAAACAGAUUAAAUCAGGGAAUUGCUGGCUGGCGUGGCUCGAAGGGCCUAUUUCAAUAAAUCAAUCAAUAGAUUCUGUUGUUCAGAUUCAGGGGAGUCUUCUGAAGCUUGGGAGGGCUGGAUGCAACUUACAAUAGCCAGCAGAUGGUGUAGCUAUGGCUAAUUUAUAUAAACAUUCUCAUUUAUAACAUUCCUGAAAUUAGCAGAGCAGCUAAAUAUUUCAGGCAUUUUCUUUGACGGCAAGCCAGAGUUAAAUGAGGCAAACAAUGAGUAAGAGUUUUUGUUUAUUUAGAUAGAUGAAUUUGCAGAGAUACAGAUACAAUAUAGAGGAUCCUUUAAA
Molecule: messenger RNA, 5094 nt
Organism: Hypanus sabinus (Atlantic stingray)
Lineage: Eukaryota; Metazoa; Chordata; Chondrichthyes; Myliobatiformes; Dasyatidae
Product: E3 ubiquitin-protein ligase NHLRC1-like
Exons: 1
Coding region: 168-1412 (414 amino acids)
Biological process (GO): protein ubiquitination
Molecular function (GO): ubiquitin protein ligase activity
Source: RefSeq, a predicted model, not a curated record